GGCGUGGCCUUCUCGCCGGCGCAGCGAGACACGAGCGCGGGCUGGGACCGGCAGCGGUCCCUGGCCACGCGCAGCGGGGCCUUCCCCGCCGGCGUGCCGGCGGGCAUGGCCACGUGCAGCGGGUCCUUCCCCGCGGCGGGCGGCGGCGCCACCGCAACGUUCCAGCACCCGGCGGCGCAGCUCGGCUUCGGCGCCGCGGCCGGGGCGCUGCCGACGCACCGCCCGUCGGGAGUGUGCUCUGCCGUGGAGCUUGCUGGCGUCGCCGGGGCCAGCGGCCAGCAGAGUCGCUGGCGCAUGUCGCCGGGAACCUCUCCCGCCGUGGCACAGGCGACCCAUGCGUCCGUGGUGCAGCGCGGCGCCUCGGCAUCGGUGCUGGCCGGGGCCGCGCUGAAGGCGCACGGAGGGUCUGUGACGACCACAGCCUCGCCGGCGCCCAGCAGCAGCCGCGCGGCGCUGGUCAGCGGCGCUUGCGGCGCGGCGGACCUGCUGGCCAGCCGCGCCCUGUCCGGCGGCUCCUCGGCCACGACGCUGCCGCCGGGGGUGGUGGCCGAGCUCCUGGAGGACGCCGCGGAUCGGGCGCCCAGGGCCGUGCUCCACCGCCCCCUCCUCGGCGGCAGCGGCCUCGCCGUGGGGCGCCGCGGGGGGGGCAAGCUCCGUGUCGCCUGGGAGGGCGUGGCGGCGACGUGCUCCGAGCCGGCGAAUGGCAAGGCGAGGGCCGCGCCGAAGGUCGUCGCAGAGCCCGUGCCCGCCGCGCCGAAGGCCGUCUCGGAGUGGAAGCGGAUAUUGGAGAACAAGCGUUGGGAACAGCAGGCCUGGGCGAGCUUGAGGGGUGAGCUCGGCUUCGCAGGGAGCGCGCUCGUCCUCGCAGUCGCCGGCCACGGAAAGCUGGCCCUGGCACGAACGAUCACGAUCGAGGGUUGA
This is a messenger RNA of Prorocentrum cordatum, 921 nucleotides long. Lineage: Eukaryota; Dinophyceae; Prorocentrales; Prorocentraceae. The record is from the annotation of a GenBank genome assembly.